CAACAUUAGGAGGACAAAGAAACCGUGAUUCUCAUGAAAUGCAGGCCUUCUAUGUGCAUUAUUAUGCAAACUACAUUCAGGGCUUUCAAAAUGCUGAUACUGCUGAUGUGUAAUUAAUCGUGUUCUUGAGUUUUUGUCUUGUUUUUAUUUUUAUGUAUCUUGAUUUCAGAAAUUUUCUUCUAAUGUUAGUACGCGUCUUACAAAAGCUUGUCAGACAGCUUCUGUUCUUUUUGAGGUUUUGAAGGUUUUCUGUUCCUUUGAAUCUGUGGAGGUGGCAGAAGAGGUAAAGGCUGAAUACUUCUCUUUCUCCAAGAAAACCUUUAAUUAUUUUUUUUAUAUGGUGAUGCAAUUUUGGUGAAAUAGUACUUUAUAUGAGUGCAUAGAUAUUGAAAGCACAUGAAGAGGUUGUAGAGAAGGCAGAAAUGUAUUCUCAUAAUGUACUUCCACUUGACCCUGAAAGUUCAGAUCAAGCACUACAAAGACAUCCACAGAUGAAGCAGCAAGACCACCUCAAAAUUCCUCUCCACGCCAUAAAAAAUUGUACCCAAGACUUCGACGAAAGAAAUUUCGUUGGGAAGGGUGGAUAUGGAAGUGUCUACACAGGAGUCCUCACAUGGGCAGAUCAUGUAAACCAACUAGUUGCUGUAAAACGGCUAGAUGCCGCUGGGUUUCAAGGUAGAAAGGAGUUCCACACUGAGCUCGCAAUGCUUUCACAGUAUCAACAUGAAAAUAUUGUAAGCCUUCUAGGGUUUUGCGAUGAUAACAACGAGAUGAUCCUCAUCUAUGAAUACGCGAGCCAUGGUAGCCUCGACACGUAUUUACGUAACACUCCUGUUUCGGGUGGACCAUCAUGGCCUCAACUCCUCAAUAUAUGCAUUGGUGUUGCUUCGGCGAUCAAUUAUCUUCAUAAUCAUGUGGCAGAAAAACACAGAAUAAUCCACCGUGAUAUAAAAAGCGCGAAUAUUUUGGUAGAUGAGAAUUGGAAUGCAAAACUUGCGGACUUUGGGUUGGCUAGGAUAGGACUAGCAAAUCAACAAAACACUUUUGUGAUAACUAAUCUUGCCGGGACACAUGGGUAUUGUGAUCCACAAUACGAACGGACAGGGUUUUUAACAAAAGAAUCAGAUGUCUUUUCGUUUGGUGUGGUUUUGUUUGAAGUUUUGUGCCGAAGGUUGGCAUGUGUUUAUGAUUACCAUGAUGAGCGGCGAUUCCUCUAUCAUUUGGCUCGAACAUGCUACAAAAAUGGAGAGCUACACAAGAUUAUUGAUCACAGAAUAAGGAAAGAUAUCAAACCAACAACAUUGCUCAAGUAUUCGGCUAUAGCCUAUCAAUGCUUGCAAGAAAAUCGAGAAGACCGACCUACAAUUACUGAGGUUGUGUACCAGCUGAAGGAGGCUUUGAAAAUUCAAGUAGAAGAUGAGAUCGUCCCAUAUGGAUUAGCAGAUGAUAUGCUCCAACAUGGUUUAGAAGAUGAGAUCCUCCAAGAUGGAUUACACUCAGGUGGCGACAAAGAGCAAAUUAUACAAGGGAGACUUGAACGAUUAAAAGCUAAGUUGAAAUAUAUAUUUCGUUGCUUGUUAAAGAAACAAUGAUAAGACAAGGAUUAUAUAUUUUGGGACAAAUUAUAAAGUUAUAUAAAUAACGUUAUCAUUGAAUAUGAAGCUAACAUGAAUUACUAUUUAAAAUUAUUGAUA
This is a messenger RNA of Lactuca sativa (garden lettuce), 1694 nucleotides long. The record is from RefSeq and is a predicted model, not a curated record. Lineage: Eukaryota; Viridiplantae; Streptophyta; Magnoliopsida; Asterales; Asteraceae.